AUGCUGCGACAGCAGAAACCGAAAUCUGAAAUCAUGAAAAAUUACAACGGCUACGCUGAUGAAGGCACCCUGCGGACGUACCAGAGAGCAGGAUGCGACGACGAGGUGGUGACCUUGAAGUGCCCUCCGGGAACGAGCAUCUCCAUAGAGAUCGCCCAGUACGGCAAGGCGGCGCCCACCAAGACGCUGUGUGGCACCAGGUCGACGCCUACGGCUGCAUCCAGGACGUCCUACAGCUACAACGUGUCCUGCCUGUGGCCCAACGCGAUCCAGACUGUCGUGGAGGCCUGCCAGAAGAAGAGACAAUGCAAGUUCCAGACCAAUCCGAAGACCUUCGGCGGCGAUCCUUGUCCAGGAAUCAGGAAAUACGUCGAGGUAGCAUACAAAUGCAGACCAUACGAAUUUCGAAGUAAAGUGGCCUGCGAAAACGAGAGGAUCCAGCUGAAGUGCAAUCCGAACUCCAGGGUGGCAGUAUACAGCGCCAGUUAUGGCAGGACGGAAUACGAGAGUAUCCAAUGCCCGCAACCACAAGGCGUUCCAGAAGAAACAUGCCUAGUUAGCUACGCGACAGAAACAGUCAUGCAACUCUGCCACGGAAAAAGAAGCUGCGACCUAUCGGCAGACAUCAGCACAUUCGGCAGUCCUUGCAAACCUGAAUCUAGGAUGUACCUGAAGGUCGUAUACACGUGUGUGCCCAGAAGGGUUCUAAAGGACCAAUACGAAGGGGUCUUGGAACCCGACGAAACUGCAGAAGAGCCAUCUAACGACGAAGACGACGAUUUCGAGACAUACGACGCUGGAAACGAGUACAUAAGGGAGUCAGCUGCCUCUCCUCCCGCCCCCAACAUUGAAGGGGUUGCCAAAGAUAAUUUCACCAAAGAUCUCGAUGACAUAAGUUCGAAACUCCCUCCUUACAAGUCCAACGGGCUCGAUUUUGUUGCUACAGUAUUGGUGACGAAUCUCGACCAAAUCGACGAAAAUCCCAUUCUGAAUUUCGAGUUGGAACAGUUUCAUUUGCUCAGAAAAAUGAAUCGGCGUGGAUUAUUAUUAGUCAAUAUGGUGAGAAAGAUAGAUAAAGAAAAUGCCAGUCCCAAUAUACCAUCUCAAAACGAGAACUUGCAAGCAGCUAUAUCAGAGCAGAGAGACUUAACAAUUUCGACUGAUCAGUCGAAUCAACAAUCAAGCACAAGCACUUCCAGUGUGGCACAGCUGAAAAACAAACGAACCGAUUACUACAUUUCACCAAUACAUAGCGACGAGAGUGAUUUUGAUGAUUCUGAUGCGGAUCCAAAUUUUGUGAUUUCUCCUGAUGAACCUGGACCAUCUAAGGUUAUAUUUUCUCCUAUCUCUCCUUCUUCAGGCAGCAGUAGUUCCAGCAGUUCAUCCAACAGUUCAUCCAGCGACAGCAGCUGUUCUGAUACCGACACUGAAAAUAAUAAUGCAGUCCACCUUGAUGAUCAUCGACUCAACAUCGAAGAUAAUUCUACGAUUGUAGAAAAUCAAGACCAAAAUCCUGUCACAGAAGUUAAGAAAGGGAGGAAGAGAGCGAGAAAUCCAUCAACGUGGAAAACGAAAGUUGCAAAAACAUUGAGAAAUUCUGGCAGAGCUUACAAUUCUUUGUCUAAAUCGAAGAAACAUGUGCCAGAAAGAAAACUUCGUCCGCCUUGUGGAGCCAAGUGUCGGCUAAGUUGCAAAAGCAAUUUUGAUGAACCAUCGAGGCAAAAACUUUUCAGUGCCUACUGGGAAUUAGCUGAUCUUCAGAGACAGAGAGAGUUUAUAGUACGUCACUCACAAGAAAUCAAACCAAAGUACAGGUACUCUAGCACACAAAAUUUUAGAGCUCUAAAUACGGCAUUUUAUUUUGAGAGCGAUGGAACAAGAAUAAGAGUGUGUAAAGCAUUCUUCAAAUCCACUCUUGACUUAAAUGACAGAGUUAUCAAAACCGCACUCUCCAAAAAAUCUGAAUCAGGUGUGAUAGAAGGCGAAUUGAGAGGGAAACAUGGGAAUCAACCAACUAUUGAUCCACAAGUCAGACGUAGUGUUAUAGAUUUCAUAAAUUCUAUACCAAGAAUUGAAUCACACUACCUAAGAGCUCAAACAACAAGAGAGUUCAUUUGCAGUGAUAAAUCUCUUGCUGAUUUAUACCGGGAUUAUAAAAUACUACGUGAAAACAACGGCUUGCCCUAUGCUACAACAUCAACAUUCAACAGAAUAUUCAAUACUGAUUUUAAUAUUUCUUUCUUUAUACCAAAAAAAGACCAGUGCGAUCUUUGCGAGAGUUAUAAAAAUGCAGAUGAAACAGGAAAAGAAAAACUAUACCAGAACUACGAACAACACCUUAAAGAAAAGACUUUGGCAAGGAUAGAGAAAGAUAAUGACAAGAACAGGACAGAUGGUACCAUCGUUGCAGUUUACGAUUUGCAAGCAGUUAUGCAGGUGCCAAAAGGACAAGUUUCGCUUUUUUUCUAUAAGUCUAGGAUAAACUGCCUGAACUUUACUGUCAGUGAUUUGGAAGUGAAGAACGUAGUUUGUUACUUUUGGGAUGAGACCGAAGGAGCAAGAGGAGCUGUGGAAAUUGGUAGCUGCAUACUUGACUACAUCAAAGCUCAAUCGGAGCGAAAUCCCGAAAAUGGAAUUGAAAUAAUUUUCUACUCAGAUAAUUGUUGUGGACAACAGAAAAACAAAUACCUGUUAUCUGUUUAUGCUUACGCUGUUAUCAACAUGAAUGUAAAAUCAAUUACACAUAAGUUCCUGAUACGCGGUCACUCUCAAAAUGAAGCCCCGUAUCAGCCGAUAGCCACUCGCCCCCAUUCUCGAGCCGACGUUUCGGAACCGAACUGCACCAUCACGGUGUACGUUCAAACACGGGAGGAUAAGAGAGUGAUCGGAUUCGUAUCCGAAUGGAUAAAUGCUUAUACAUUUGUCUCACAAAACCAGGAACGUUUUUUCCUGUACCUUAUUGUGAGUGUAGCAGCAAGUUUGCUCCUCUUGCUCAGCUUCCUAGUAGGACGCUUGCUCCUGCAAAGACACCGAGCCAGGAGGGACGCUAAAUUCCAUGCCACAAAUAUAUCAGAUAACAGCCUUCCCAACGGCUUCACAGACGAUAUCAGCGAAGUCGAUGCAGAUAUAGAUCUGACCACUCCGCUACCUUGUCCAGUACCAUCAGUUACCAUCCAUUCCCCACCUAUCGGGAGCAUAGCUGAGGUGGUCCGGUAUCCACAUAUCCAUUCACACACCUUACGCAGACCUGUCCACAUGGUGGAGGCAGAGCUGCCUCGUGGUCUGAGUACUGUCCCAUCCAGCCACUACUACUACGGAUGACCAGAAUGCCCGGGUCGUGGAAAUUCGACUGUUCCCCAGUCGCCUACCACUUCUGCGUGCCCGGGCCAGCGCACCUACUGCUUCUAGUGCUUAGUGCCAUGAGUCGGACAUUCAGUGAACCAGACCAAAGAUGUAAUCACCUCAGAAGAGAGGGUGGGUCUAAGGGGCCCUUGUGAGCCGAGUAUGCGAGGAUUUCGGGCCACCUCAGGGGGUUGUAGGUCUGUACAAAACACAUCCGCCAGGGUUUCCUGAAAGUAAACUGGGAUAGUUCGACUGAGCAUCUUCCUACUAUUGAUCGAGCCAUGAGAGGAGGGUGAAUUCUUCACUUGAAUAGUUCAUAAUCCUUGAUUUGUUUCAUCCUGAAAUUGUUUGAUCUAUCUAUCUAGGGGAUCACUGUCAAGACAGUAAUAAGGUAGGUGUGUUUCAUUCAUAGUGAUACGCUUGAGGUGUGCUUUAUGAUGGGUUUUAUUCAAAUAAUAAUCCCCUUAAGAUGUGUUUACCGCAUAUUAAUCCUCACAAGGUCAUGCCUGCGAAAUUUUAGAGUGAUACCUAUCAAGGAUGAGCUAUUCAAGAAACUGUUCAUAGUGCUAGACCUUCAGUGCCCUAUGACGGGGUAUUUUCAGAUAGUGGUGAAGUUGAAUCGUUCUAUGUUAAUUUCAGGAUUUUGCUGUUUUGUACAUAUGUAUUAGAGACAUCCUUAAUGAUUGAUUAGUGGCUGAAACUGCCUUGUAGAUAUAGAAAGUAUUUGUCGAUCUACAGGUCAGUAAUACAAAAUGUAUCAUAAUAUUGUUAUAGACUGUGAGAAAUCAAAACUUGCUUCUAAUUUAUCCUUGAAUUUCUUUGCUUCCACAAGAAACUUACAGGUAAUGUGAAAAAAUAUGAAGCAUGACGGAAUAAGACUUCAAUUCCAUAUUUAUG
Phaedon cochleariae (mustard beetle) is the source of this 4239-nucleotide messenger RNA. The record is from the annotation of a GenBank genome assembly. NCBI's taxonomy places the organism in Eukaryota, Metazoa, Arthropoda, Insecta, Coleoptera, Chrysomelidae.